Schistosoma spindalis is the source of this 2259-nucleotide messenger RNA. The record is from the annotation of a GenBank genome assembly. Lineage: Eukaryota; Metazoa; Platyhelminthes; Trematoda; Strigeidida; Schistosomatidae.
UUAGAACGUAACAUGAGAUCAUUUUCUCAAUAAUAGAAAAAUUUCUUCAUAGAAAGAAAUGAAAUAAUUAAUUUAGGUCAUUUUAUUGUUAUUGUUGUUGUUAUUGCUAGUUGUUAAUUACAAAUUAUGCAUUAUUUUUAUUUAUCGACAAUAUUGAAUAAAGAGACUCAAUGAAAUAUUAUAAUAUUUGAAAAAUGUUCUAAAUUUGCUACUAAGGGAUUUUACAAUAAAGCACUUAGAUAAGAACAAUUAAAAUGCCAGUAGAAUAUCGUCAGAACAAAAAUUACACUUCAGCUCAUCUUAGUUAUUAUGAAUUACCUCAUUCAAUAGGACGUCAUUAUAUCUCACAAAAUUAUAAUCAACAAAAUGCAUCAGAUCGUCUAUAUCAAAUAGCUAUACAAGCUGCAGUGGCCAAAGCAGAAUCUUCUAAAUCUACAAAUGAUGAAAUUCGUAAAUUUUAUCAUGAUGACAAUAAAUAUAAAUUAAAUAAAACAAAACUAAACAAUACUGUACAUACUCAUACUAUUAAUAAUACAAUUACUACAAUCAGUACUACAACUACAAUAAUAACAACUGCUAAUACUGCUACUACUACCACUACUACUGCUUCGACAAAUAUAUCAUCAAAAGUUAAAACAGCACAUUUAACUCCGCAACAAUGGCAAUUAUUAAAUGAUUAUCAUGAACAUGAUUUAUUUGUACGCACAAGAAGUUGGAGUUUUUGUAUGGCAGUUUUAGGUGUUGGUGUAACAUUGUUUGGUAUUGGUAGUCCAGCAUGGAAAUGGAUUGGAGAUUCUCGGAAUCCUUAUGAACUUGGUUUGUGGACCUUGUGUCUACCGAACAAUUCCACUUGUCUUUCAAUAAUUUACCACUUACAGAAUAACUGGAAACUUCAUAUAUCAAUUAUAUGUCUACUGGGUUGUGCCUGCUUAUUUGGAAUAUUGGGUUUGGGUUUAGCUAUUACAGGUGUGUGCAAAAGUGCCUUGAUUCUUAGACUUUAUUAUUAUCAUUCGGCUGGCGAAUGCUUUUUGGUUUCAAGUAUUGCCACAAUAACUGCUUUAAUACUCUAUCCAAUAUCAGCUGAAACAUGUAUACAAAAUUUAUUAAACCUUAAUAUAUUCAAAAUUAAACCAUCUGAUCAUACUUCCACGAUCAGCAUAUCUAGUAACAAUAACAACAAAAAUCCUGCUUCUGAAGAAGAUGUAUCAUUGACCAAUAUUGAGACACAAUUUGGAUAUACAUAUUUUUUGACAUGGAUUGCAGCACUAUUUUUUGUCAAUUCAUUCAUAUGCAUGAAUUUAGAUUUAUUGAUACAAUCAUUCGUUCGACCAAUACCACUAAUCAGCACUACAAUAAAUAAUUUAAUGCCAUGCUGUGGUUUGUCUACCUCGUCGUUAUCAGAAUCACCAGUAUCGUCUAAAUCGUCACACUCAUCUUGUCAUUUCAAUGAGUCUAUUUAUAAAAAUCAAAGACGUGAAUGUACUGAAAAGAAUAUAGAAGAUAUGGUAAUAUCAAACAGUAAUCAAAAUACUGAAAAUAAUCCUAAUGGCAAUCUACAUUCUAAGCGUAAGCUGAUAAAAUACCAACGCGAAUUCGUAUCAUUCGAUGAUAGUAUUACAGAGAAUAGUCAACAUCAGCCUUGUCAAGUACCAAACAUUCUACUGAGUGAUUAUGAUAAAGAAUGUGAAUUGAUAAAUUCACGAAAUAAAGAGUUGUGCAAGGAAAACUCUAUUAAUAUUACUGAUGAGAUUGUAGUGAUUCCUGAUGAGAUUUUACAAGAUUCAGGUCAAGAUGGUGAAUGGAUCUAAAUACAAGAUAAAAUAUACGGAUCCAAGUGCUUUGAACUGAUUAAAAUAGAAUUCACACUGUUCACCUAUAAUUUAUGCCAGAGAAUGCUUUCAUCUAUUAUUCUGAAGUAGUUAUUUGUCAUCUCUUGUUCAGUGAUUGAAUUUUUUCCAACAGUACCUUGUAAAUAAAAUACACUUAUCGUUUCGAUGAAAUUCAAAGUAGUAAUGCAUCCAGCGUUUGAAUCAGGUGAUAAUUUGCAUUACCUUCAUGUGUGAACAUUAUUCUAGGUGACCAAAUAUCAAGAAAAAAAUAUGCACACAUAUAAACUUAUUGAUCAAGAUUAAUGGUAACCAUAUUGAACAUUUUAACGUUUUCUCCUCUGGAAGAUAUAUACUAAUAUAUACACAUAUUCAAACAUUAUUUUGUUUAUCAAAAUGCUAUUUUUAAAUAUAUAAAUGAUGUUAAUCCUGA